GCACCCCCGUUGAUUAUCUGUAAGGUGCCUCCUAUUUGACCAGAUGGUGUGUUUUGCACGUCAGAUAUCAGACUAGCCAUUCCGUGUGUAUAUAUCUAAUAACUAACAGUUUACUAGUGUUGGUCUGAAAACAGCGGAUAAAAUGCCACCAAAGAGGGACGCCGAGUUGGAGACACAGGCUCUGGACUGGAUGGAAGCAAUCAUGGGUGAGAAAAUCGAUAGAAGUAAACCAUUUGAAGAUGUUUUAAAGGAUGGAAUUAUUCUCUGCAAUUUUAUGAAUAAAAUGAUGCCUGGAUGUAUUAAAAAAAUUGACAAAAAAGGUGGAGGUUUUGCUUUGAUGCAGAAUAUCGAACGAUUCAGUGAUGCAGCCAGGAAGUAUGGUGUUCCUCCUAAUGAACUUUUCCAGACAGUUGAUUUAUGGGAACGAAAGAACAUUCCCCAAGUGACGUUAUGUAUUCACGCACUUGGUAGAAUCGCCCAGACGAAACCUGAUUGGACAGGACCAGUACUGGGACCAAAGAUGGCCGAAGCACACAAGAGAGAGUUUACUCAGGAACAAAUGGAAGCUGGGAAAUAUAUACAUAGUUUACAAAUGGGUUCUAAUGAAGGGGCCAGUCAAGCUGGUAUGAACAUCGGAAAACCAAGAUCAAUUAACGACUAAAUUAUUGUACAUUGAUUAUCAUAAUAUAUAAAAUAUUGUAAUUAGGUCUGAUAUAUUAUGUUAUAUACGCUAUAGUGUGUAUGUAUGCGUAGGUUAUCAUGAAUGUAGAUUUAGAAGUCUCUGGAACACCUGAUAUCACUUCCCAAGUAGGGCAUCGGCAGUCCCAACUUACUCUUCUUGAGGAGGGUCCAUAUUAUUAUGAUUCACGGUUUGAUUUUCGGAGUUUUAAUUGUAAAGUAAAAACUUAGCUGACAACCACACCCGAAAUACGCCAUAAGCCUUUGAAAAUUUAGGGGGCGGUUUACACUACAAAAGGCAUUAAUAACAUAUAUCAGUAUUAUAUUUCGAAACAACAAUUUAAUCAAAUCGAUUUUAUCCUACCACUAAUUGAAACAAGACAUCAGAUCUCUUUUGGUUCCGAUUUGCAUAUAAUUGAAAUAUGAACUUAAAUGACUUGAAUAUGCUAAAAUGAAAUAUAAGUGUCGAUUUAAGUAUAUCUGAUAUGUAUUUCAUUCGCAUUGGCGAAAGUUUAACUUAAAUGAGUAAAUAAAUCGGCUUUCGCGUUAUGUUUCAAAACAAUUUAAUCGAAUAGAUUAUAUCCUACUACCAAUAUAAACAACAUACCAGAUCAACUCAAAUCAAUGAGGUUUAGCUGGUUUUAUGUUUUACUGUGGUGUAAAUUGAUCAGAUGUUAGUUUGGAGUAAACAAAUAAUAACCGUCUUAAAUCAGUGUUCUAUUAUAUAUUAUGUUAUCAUUGUUCUUCACGAUUCUGUUUGUUCUCUUGUCUAUCGGUAGAUUAAAUUGAAACAUAUCAACACA
This is a messenger RNA of Patella vulgata (common limpet), 1481 nucleotides long. RefSeq names its product myophilin. The record is from RefSeq and is a predicted model, not a curated record. Lineage: Eukaryota; Metazoa; Mollusca; Gastropoda; Patellidae. Gene Ontology annotation, molecular function: protein binding. Bases 143 to 661 code for a protein of 172 amino acids. The transcript has 4 exons.